Vigna angularis (adzuki bean) is the source of this 813-nucleotide messenger RNA. Its product is annotated as protein argonaute 4A-like. Gene Ontology annotation, molecular function: nucleic acid binding. Bases 1 to 813 code for a protein of 270 amino acids. Gene Ontology annotation, cellular component: cytoplasm. Lineage: Eukaryota; Viridiplantae; Streptophyta; Magnoliopsida; Fabales; Fabaceae. The record is from RefSeq and is a predicted model, not a curated record. Gene Ontology annotation, biological process: regulatory ncRNA-mediated post-transcriptional gene silencing. The transcript has 9 exons.
AUGGUGGCGGGAGAGUUUUCUUGGAUAACAUCCGCCAUUGAACAACCUUUUGACGUCUUUGAAGAAGAUUUUCACAAUACACUAUUCUCGCCUCUGGUUAGGGUGGAGAAAAUGCUUCAAUUAUUGCAAUACGAACUUCCAGGGGUUCCAGAAUUUCUUUUUUGUCUUCUUCCUGAGAGGAAUUCUGAACUAUAUGUGUAUAGUGCCCCAAAGGUCAAUGAUCAGUAUUUGACCAAUGUUUUAUUGAAGAUCAAUGCCAAGCUUGGUGGCUUGAAUUCUAUUUUAGGAGCUGAACAUGCUCCUUCUAUCCCAGUUGUUUCCAGAGCUCCUACCAUCAUUAUUGGCAUGGACGUGUCUCAUGGCUUCCCAGGGCAAACCGAUAUUCCUUCAAUUGCAGCGGUGGUUAGCUCUAUGGAGUGGCCUCUAAUAUCAAAGUAUAGAGCAUGUGUCCGAACCCAGUCUCCGAGGGUUGAAAUGAUUGACAAUUUGUUUAAGAAAGUCUCCGAUGGGGUGGAUGAAGGCAUAAUUAGGGAAUUACUUCUUGACUUCUAUACAAGUUCUGGGAAUAAAAAGCCUCAGAAUAUAAUCAUAUUCAGGAAUGGAGUCAUUGAGUCCCAGUUCAAUCAAGUUUUAAACAUCGAGCUGCAUCAAAUUAUAGAAGCUUGCAAGUUUUUAGAUGAGAACUGGAAUCCCAAAUUUUUGGUUAUUGUGGCUCAAAAGAACCACCAUACAUUCUUUCAAUUAGAUGUUCCCAACAAUGUACCCCCCACUCUCAUUGAAGGAAAGACAAGGGUCCCAGACGUACAAGAGUAG